AUGGCUCCGCAUUACCAGGCCGCUACGCUGAUUGCUGCUCCGUCCUAUCCGAACUCCAUUACCUGGUCAAGCGAGAACUUGGUGGCUGUUGCUUCUGGUCACAUUGUCACUAUCCUGAACCCAGCCGCAAUUGAAGGGCCUCGUGGAUUUGUCUUGCUUCGCCCUAGAGAUCCUUUUCCCAUUGGAGUGGUUAAAAGAGAAGAUCUCCUUGAACCAUGUUUAGUCCCCACUUUCUUAGUGUGUGAUACUGAACCAUGCGCACGUUGUUUGCUUGCCGUUUGUACUGUUGAUGGUCAUGUAAAUCUUUACCGCCCACCAAUUUGGGAAUUCUGUGAUGAAUGGGUUGAGGUCUCGGAUGUUUCUAAAUUACUGUUCAACUAUUACAAAAGUAUAAACUUUGGAGAGGAUGAUAGUCCUGAUUCAAUUCCUCAGGAAAAGGCAAAUAGUGAGCAGACACAUGCGAUGGAAUGUACUGGUGAAUUGCAAGGACCUCUUUCCUGCAGCGAUCUUGGGCGGAGAAAAAGGAAACCAUCAAGAUUUGAAAGCUAUGUUUAUGAUGAGGAUGAAGGUGAUUUAGAUGCUUCAAAGGAUGCAGACUUCUGGCUCAAUCCAUGCUGCAAGUCAAAGAAGAUAUCUAUGAAGACGAUUGUCAAAUCUGGGCGUACAACUGCUAUCGUAAAUGGGUUAGGUGGCUCACAGGAUACGAAAGCAGCAGUCUCUUGCAACAAAGAAAACGCAUGUCUUCCUCUUAUCACCGCAGAACAGUAUGCACUUCAAAAUGCAAUUUUGUCUUCUCUGGUAGUUGCAUGGUCUCCAGUUGUGCCAUCACGCGACACUACUUCACAUUUGUUGAGAAAUUGGUGCAUUCUUGCUGUUGGCUCCAAGUCUGGGGACGUUUCAUUUUGGAAAAUAUGCAAGCCUGAGUAUUACACCAUAGAUGUUUGCAUGGUUACCAGAGAUCCAAUACUCAUCGGGGUUCUUAAAGCACAUAAUUCAUGGGUUAGUGCCAUCAGUUGGGAAGUUUCCUUUGCAGACUCUUCAAAGUCCUCACUACUUUUAGCAACUGGAUGUUCGGAUGGAAGGUGA
Triticum turgidum subsp. durum (durum wheat) is the source of this 1086-nucleotide messenger RNA. The record is from the annotation of a GenBank genome assembly. NCBI's taxonomy places the organism in Eukaryota, Viridiplantae, Streptophyta, Magnoliopsida, Poales, Poaceae.